Messenger RNA from Adineta ricciae, 1839 nucleotides. The record is from the annotation of a GenBank genome assembly. Lineage: Eukaryota; Metazoa; Rotifera; Eurotatoria; Adinetida; Adinetidae.
AUGUCGUCUUCGAAUUCUGCGCCACCAAUAGAAAAUCAACUAUCGAUCGAAGAGAAUUCAGUGGAGAUCAAAACCAAAAAUGAUAUGAUUGGUCGUUUUUUCGAACGACAACGGCGCUAUUUCCUCGAUGAACUACGUGAACUGUUUACAUUUCAUCCAAAGGAGUGGCUUAACGCUUUUCGACGGAAUUCUCAAUAUCCUCUGUUUGUACGAGGUGAUAUUGAUGGACUUUUCGCAUUGUUCAUUGAUAAUAUGGCGACAUUACUGGCAAUUAUUCUGACUCUUCAACCGGUAUUGGACUCUGACAUCAUCUAUGGAAAGAUUGUAACAGGUGUGGCUUUGGCCAUGGUAUGGGGUAAUAUUUACUACGUUUAUAUGGCUCGAAAGCUUGCCUAUAAAGAGAAACGAGGCGACAUAUGCGCUAUGCCAUACGGAAUUAAUACACCAGGAGCAUUUGCCUUUGUCUUUGGAAUCAUUUAUCCUGCCUACUACAAAUGUAUGGAUGAAGGUAAUGGACAGAACAAACGAACUUGCCAAGAACUUGCUUGGUACACAGCAUUGGGAAGUAAUUUCAUAGCGGGAAUCAUUAUACUAGUCCUAUGCUUAUUUGGUGAGUUUAUCAGACGGAAUACACCUAGUGUGGCCCUUCUCUCAUCUAUUUCGGCCGUUGGUUUCACCUAUCUAACAUUAAAUCAGUAUCUAACUGUGUCUGCUAUACCCAUGGUAUCUUUUCUCCCGUUUUCCAUCAUUAUACUCGGUUAUUCUGGAAAAAUUAAGUUUGGUCCUAUUCCAAUUGCUUGUGUGGCUUUGGUUACUGGUACUGCUCUCGCUUGGAUAACAUCGACAAAUGAUCCUCAAGCUGUACGAGACGCUAGCAAAUUAAUUAAACCUUAUCCAGCAGCAUUUCCAGUCAAAGGUCUGUUCGAAAACAUGCAUCGAAUUGGUCCAUACUUGUCGACGACGAUUCCAACAGCUAUUUCAAUUGCUAUCGGUACAAUCCAAUGUGUUGAGUCUGCAAAGAGAGCCGGCGAUUUCUAUCCAACUCGAGAGUCAAUGUUUGCCGAUGGCACAGGAACAAUAAUUGCGAGCUUAUUUGGUUCCAUCCUCGGCAUGACCACCUAUAUUGGUCAUCCGGCAUUUAAAAGAAUGGGUGCGCGCCAGGCAUAUUCUGUGAUCAAUUGUUUUGCGUACUUACUUUUGUGCUUUUUUGGGAUAAUUGCUCUUUUUCUUAAAAUUAUUGCUGUUGUCGCUGUUAAUCCGAUCAUUAUAUUCGUUGGUCUUUUCAUAUGCAGUGAAACACUUGCCAUAACGCCUCAACGUCAUUAUCCGGCUUUUCUUCUCGGUUUGACACCAGUUCUAGCUGAUUGGGCAAAAGGUACAAUAAUCAACGGUGUUGCUGCCGCCUAUUCGAAUUUUACUGCACCGAACGUGAAUUUUGCUCAGAAUGUUACUUCUCGCAUAACUGACUUUUCUUACCGUGGACUAUCCAAUCUGGCAGGUGGUAGCCUUCUUCAAUGUAUUUUUAUCACGGCAAUUAUCAUGUAUAUGACUGAUCGAAAGUUUAUUCGAGGCGCUGUAUGGUCAUUAUUAGCAGGACUCCUCGCUUUUUUCGGCUUAAUUCAUUCAUCGAACGUCGGUGUUUUAUAUCAAAAGAAUGAUGAUGGAUGGCGAUUCACCGUUGGCUAUGGGAUUAUGAUAUUACUUUUUAUACUACUAGAAAUCGGACAACGAUUGAAAUGGAUAGAAGGACCUGAAAACGAACCCGAUGAUUUAAGUUCUGAAGAGUGGGCUGAAUGGCAUCGACUGGCGCAACACAAUAAUAAUCACACACGAUUCUGA